CACACACACACACCAUCCAGUUAUCCAUCCAUCUAUCCUGCGUUAAUUCCAUACAUUCAUCCAGCAAUCUCUGCAACCAACUAACAAUCCAUCCAUGCAACUUUUUUUCUGUUAUAGAUAAAGCCAUAGUUAUAUAUUAUUCAGAUUUAGCUGCAGUAGGCAUGCUUGAUAAAUUAUAUGUAUGUUUUCGUUUCUAGAUAAAAAACUUGGGUUUUUGCGAACCAGUUCAAGUUUUCAAAAACAAUUUGAAUUUUAGCAAAGUUUCAUCGCUUGAUAGUUAGUAGCUAGUACCACUCAACGAAAGCUUAGAAGAAGCUCUCCAUUUCCAAAUGCCGCGUUUGAAGUUUUAACGCUGAAUAGCUCAUUGUUUUGAGCCGUGUAAAAAAGUUCGACUGCUAAAAGGCGCAGUCGCAAUUUGGCUGCUCCUUUGCCUAUUAUUACUAUUUACUUCUUAUAAGAACCACGAUGUUUUUUCGGUCCUGUAGAUGUUCUUAAAUAAUGAUAGUUGACAAACUGACCAAAGCAGUUCUGUCAGACAUUGUUAAUGCAUUACGCAGUGGAGGAGUGAUAGCAGUUCCGACAGAUACGAUAUACGGAGUGGCGUGUCUCGCCCAGUCUGCAGAGGGAAUCAGCAAAAUCUAUUCUAUCAAAUGCAGAGAUAACUCGAAACCGUUGGCCAUUUUGGUGCCAUCUGUGCAAAGUAUUGAAAAAGUUGCAGUUGUAAAUGACGAUACAACGAUGAGUAUUCUGCGAAAAUUGUUGCCUGGCCCUGUGACAGCUGUUUUAAGAAGGCAGACCAGUUUAAAUCCUGGGUUGAACCCAGAGAUUUCUUCUAUCGGGGUCAGGGUGAUAGAUACAGAUACUUUGACUCAGUUAAUGAGCGAGGUCGCCGAGCCCUUGGCUCUAACAAGUGCAAAUGUCAGUGGGAAAAAGAGCUCUCUUUGCAUCAGUGAUUUCGAAGAAAUUCAUUCCAAGAUUGAUUUCAUCAUAGACGGGGGGAACCUGGAAACUCCACGAGACGGAAGUACUGUUAUAGACUUGACAAUACCAGGAACAUAUCACAUUGUCCGAAAAGGACAACAAUUUGAAAACACGUUGUCAGUAUUGCAUGAUUUCGGCCUUGAGAGUGCCUAGAUUGUGGUUGUUUUUGUACAUAUUGUAGAAAAUUUACUUUCUAUCUGUGUGAUCAGUGAGAGCUUAAUAAGUGAGCGUUUGACCAGCCGAAUUUUUUCUUCAACCAACGCAUUGGCUUGGGCCGAUUUCUGCAAGUGUUACCAAAAACAUAUUUGACAUUGCGAU
Molecule: messenger RNA, 1299 nt
Organism: Symsagittifera roscoffensis
Lineage: Eukaryota; Metazoa; Xenacoelomorpha; Acoela; Convolutidae
Product: threonylcarbamoyl-AMP synthase-like
Exons: 1
Coding region: 499-1134 (211 amino acids)
Biological process (GO): regulation of translational fidelity
Cellular component (GO): cytoplasm
Molecular function (GO): tRNA binding; nucleotidyltransferase activity; double-stranded RNA binding
Source: RefSeq, a predicted model, not a curated record